Tripterygium wilfordii is the source of this 705-nucleotide messenger RNA. RefSeq lists its product as uncharacterized. The transcript has 2 exons. Lineage: Eukaryota; Viridiplantae; Streptophyta; Magnoliopsida; Celastrales; Celastraceae. The coding region runs from base 1 to 705 and encodes 234 amino acids. The record is from RefSeq and is a predicted model, not a curated record.
AUGGGUUCAUUGCUAGUAAUUGAACUCCAACUGGUCGCCUUCAUUAUGGUAUUCUCCGUGAGCGGCCUCGUCUCAGUCCUUGACAUAGCAUUCCCAAUUUUCAUGUCAGCAUAUCUCGUAGCCUUGUCGCGCUUCGCCUUCCCCGCGCACGAUAGGGGCUCAUCUGGGUCUCGAGAGAUCUUCCAAGGUAGCAAGUUGUUCAGGCUGUAUGUGGUUGUAGGAACAACAGUGGGGCUGUUCUUGCCUUUGGCUUAUGUAUUGGGUGGAUUUGCGAGGGGCGAUGAUCAAGCUGUCCGAUCCGCAACGCCUCACUUGUUCUUGCUUUCGUGCCAGAUUCUUACCGAGAAUGUUAUAAGUGGAUUGUCUCUGUUUUCGCCUCCGGUCAGGGCACUUGUUCCUCUGCUUUAUACUGUCAGGAGGAUCUUUGUGAUCGUUGAUUGGAUCCAAGAUGUUUGGCUCAACAAAACACUUCCCGCCAACGCAGAAUUUAAGGACGUAGCAUGGUUUUGGUUUGGGAGGAUUCUAGCACUGGCCAAUUUGGCAUACUUCUCCAUCAACCUUUUCGGGUUCUUGAUUCCGCAGUUCCUUCCACGAGCGUUUGAGAGAUAUUUCAGAGAGAGGGAUGAGAUUCACUCCAAGAUGGUGGAAGAUAAGCGUUCUGCUGUGAACAACAAAUCUCAGUCCACAGAUAAGAAAAUGGAUUGA